Molecule: messenger RNA, 1534 nt
Organism: Saccostrea cuccullata (small rock oyster)
Lineage: Eukaryota; Metazoa; Mollusca; Bivalvia; Ostreida; Ostreidae
Product: adhesive plaque matrix protein 2-like
Exons: 4
Coding region: 491-1504 (337 amino acids)
Cellular component (GO): extracellular region
Molecular function (GO): chitin binding
Source: RefSeq, a predicted model, not a curated record
UAAAAAAAUAUAAUUGGUAGUGCAACCAAACAAUGCAUUUAAGAUUUACCAAUGCUAUAAAAUGUUCAUUAUACUGUCUGAGCUUUUAUAAUAAAAGGAAGAAAGUGAUCAAAAAUGAACGAGUAGAAUGUCCCAUCUCCAUGAUUCCUCAGAAAGUCACGAUCUGCCCCGGUACACAAACAGACGUCUACACAAUGUAAUAGUGAUUACCGGCGCUAAGUCACAGAGCCACAUCCCACGGGAGGCAGUGACAACGCACUUCUAACAGCGCUACCCGCCACAGAUAAGAUGGGAAUUUCCGCCAAUCCAUGCCGGAAAGAAUACACGACAAACAAGCAAACACGUUGAUGUGUUUGUCGCGUAAACUUUGCAAUGAUGCUUCAAGCUUAAACAGUCCACAAUUCAAAUAAACUUGGUCUGAGGACGAACGCCAUUGCCCCGGAGAAGAGUUCGGGAGUAUAUUUUCAGUUUUUAGUAUUAUUCUGUAAGCAUGAUAUCGCAAACUUCUUUUGUCGUGUCGGUUUUGGCUGCUCUUCUUGGCAGAGUUUCCGGUGAAAAUGUCGUCUGCACCUCCAAUUUUGAGAGGAUUCUCUCUGACGAUUGUAAAACGCUCCAUCGCUGUGUCUGGGGGAAGCCCAUUAAGAUGCCUGACUGUACCCCGGGUCUCAUCUUUAGCAGGCAGUACGGGGUCUGUGUCUACAAGGGCAGCGAAUUUGACGACUGCGGGUCCAAAAAGGGAACUGAUGACGCAUGCGUAGGUAACCCUUGUAAGAACGGAGGAGGGUGUAAACCAACAGACGACGGCAAGUCCUUCACGUGCUCAUGCUCGGCAGAAUACGGGGGAGCCUUCUGUGAAAAGGCCCUCACCAUAGACGAAAUCUGCCGGACUCGGUCCUACUAUCGGGCUGCCCAUCCCCAGUACUGUCAGCUAUACUACGACUGUUCCACUAAGUACACCAGGGUACCGACGUACUUUGAACAACACAUGCGGGAAUGCAGAUAUCCUCAGUUGUUUUCGGAGAAAACGUUACAAUGCGAGAACUAUACAGAAGUGGAUUGUGGAAACAGGACUGAAUACAAAUCUGCAUGUAACUACCUUUCAAGUCGGUGUGGGUCCUCUCAUUGCCUGCCAUGUUCGCUAAGUCAUCCAAGCUGUGAGGGAAAAGAAGAUGGCGUGUAUCAACAUGGCUACAAAACCGAGUCGCCGUGGUUCAUGGUCUGCAAAGAUGAGAGAUUUGUCUCUGAUGGCCUCUGUCCCGUGGAUCCUAUUCUUAGAGUGGAGUCACGUAUAUACAAAGGGGAAUGCAAUAGCUUGUACCACAUUCCCAAGAACCUUGGAGGAAUCAUGCCCGACUGCUCGGGUCUGCAGGACGGGAAUUAUAAAGAUGAGCAAGGAAAUUUGGAUGUUUACUACACGUGUAACAAAGGAGAGACUUUGGUGUCGAGGUGUCCGGCAGGUCACGUGUUCGAUGAGAAAGAGGGAGACUGUAAAAAGGCGCAAUAAAACUGAAUUUUGAAACAAAAAUAAAAAAAG